Messenger RNA from Ipomoea nil (Japanese morning glory), 1796 nucleotides. RefSeq names its product pentatricopeptide repeat-containing protein At5g55840-like. Bases 65 to 1642 code for a protein of 525 amino acids. The record is from RefSeq and is a predicted model, not a curated record. The transcript has a single exon. NCBI's taxonomy places the organism in Eukaryota, Viridiplantae, Streptophyta, Magnoliopsida, Solanales, Convolvulaceae. Gene Ontology annotation, molecular function: protein binding.
UUUAAAUUUCCUUCCAAAUAUAUCGUCCGCAUUGGCAAAGGGAAAUGCAGUGCAGUGAGGACUGAUGAGGAUGAAACAGACGAUGGAGUGGGCGCUGAUUAGGAGAGGAAUUCUCAGCAAUACACUGCACAAACCUCCUCCUCAGGUACCUCUUCAUCCAAACGCUUCUCUUGAAUUUCACCCGCUUCAAAUUUCAACCCAUUUAUACGAUUCCUCAUCUGGGUCAUCUUCAAGUUGCUAUUUUAAGCCCGACCCAGACCACAAACAGCACUCUUUGAGCAAUUCUACAAUUGGGUCGUGUUUUACAUUUGCAUCGUCUUUGAAUUGCUCUUCAGUAUACCCUUUUUUAACCAAGAAAGAUAGGAAUUAUUCUACUGUUGGAGCUCUAACUUGUAAUGGUAACCUUGGGAAAGGGGAAAUAGACUGCCGCAAAGAACUAGAUUCGGAAAUUAAAGGUUCGUAUCAUCCAAACUUUCUUACAAAAAUCAUUGAUAUAAUUGUAAGAAAUGAGGAUGAUAUGGAGUGCAAGUUGAAUUUGAUUGCUUCAGGUCUUCUAGUGAAAUCCCAAGUUGCUCUUAAAUGGGCUACUGAGAUUUUUCGUGUUUUGAAUGUAAAAGGGGUAUCUGGACUGCGGUUUUUUAGAUGGUUGAGAAGUAUGUCUCCUGAGAUUAAGAGAAGUAGUAUCUUUUGUAGUAUGAUUAUUGAUAAUUGUGGGUGGUUAGAUGAUUAUGAAACCAUGGCUGCUUUGUUGAUUGAGUUUCGGACCGAAAAUGUUUGCCUCGCUAGAAGGGCGUUUCAGUUCAUACCUGUAUUUGGUUCGAAUGACGCCCUGUUAACUGAAUCUGUACAGAGAGUGAUUGGUGUACUAAGUGAGGCCGGGGGAUCAUGUUAUGCUUCGGGUAUCCAUGAAUUGGUUGAGAUGUUUUGUUCGUUCGACAAGUUUGAAAUGGCGAAGUUCGUUAUAGAAAUAUCGGAGGGAAAGGCGUCGUGCUAUGACGUUUUGGUUAAUGAAAUGUGUAGGAGAGGUCGUCUUCGAGAAGCACUUGGCAUUAUCCGUGGGAUGGUAGAAUUGGGGGUUAGAUGUGAUGCCAAAUCGUACAACUACCUGCUUAGCAGCUUGUGUAAGAUCGAUAAGAUGGAUGAAGCGUUUAGGGUGCUCGAAGAAAUGAAAGGAAAUGGAGUUCUUCCGAACCUCCAAACCUAUGAACUCUUCAUCCACUCGUUUUGUAGCCACGAGAAGUUGAGGCGUGUAUACCAAUUGUUCGAUCAGAUGGUGGCCGAGGGUCUUAAGCCACAGACCAAAACUCACGCCGCGUUUGUGAAGGCUUGUUUCAGCUCAGAAAGAUACGACGAGGCCUACAAGUAUGUCGUGGAUUCAAGUGAAAAGUAUUACAACUCGAGCAACACAGUUUACAGCUUGAUUGCAAGCCUUCAUAUGAAAAAAGGGGACUUUGGCACUGCUCUAAAGAUCAUAAUCGAAAUGAUGGAGAAAGACCUUAAACCGAACUAUGCAGUUUAUAAGAGGAUACUGAGGUGGUUAUUGGAUCACGGCAGGACAGAUAUAGCUAGUGAUCUAAAGAGCAGAUAUGCUGUGUUCAAACUGGAAUGCCCCCUAAAUGUGAACAGAAAUGACUAUGGAUAAUAAAUACUCUUCUGUUUUCUUUUUCACUUUUUUCAGGUCAUGUCCAAGCUUUGUAUGUAGAAUUUAGCAAUUAACUGCUCAAAAUAUUAGGCACAGAGAUCCCGAAUGAGUGAGACUUUUCAACGAGAACCUGCAGCUGUUAUAGCAAGUAGCA